UCGUGCCCGCAGAGACCGCGUGACCCCCGCGCGUGCACGCGGAGUAUGGACCCCGUGGCGUUCAGCGCCUACACGGAGUUCUACACGCACGCUCACAGCGUGUGCCACCACCUGCGUGCACAGGCGUGGCGCGACGACGCGGAGUCGCUGCUCUCUGUGCUCGCCCGCGGCUCCUCGCGCUUCUCCCGGCAGUUGCGGCGCAGCGCGGAGCUCGGGGAGAGCAUCCUCACCUCGCAGGGGGAGUUCGCGAGGGCGCAGCACAGAGCCGCGCGCAGCGGGGAGAGCCUCAGGAGAGCGCUGGCGCAGUCGCAGAAGGGAGUCCGCGUGGCCUUCUCGGAGCUGCGGGGGAGCGCGCUGGAGAGCCGCGCGCUCUUCGCCGAGUCGCUGCGCCGCCUCUCGGCGCUGCACGCGCUCCUCGCCGGCGAUCUGGGGGGUCUCCACGCGGCACUCCUCUACGCCCUCUGCUGCCCCCUCGCCUGGAUCCUCACCACGGCCACAUCGACCGCCAGAGCCAGGCCGUGGUUGUUCGUGCUCCUCACGGCGCAGCUGCUGCUGGAGCGAGGGGUCACGACCCUCAUCACUUGGGGGGCUCCCGCGGGGCCCAACGUGCAGGACGAGGUGUGGCUGUUCUCGUGGUGGUCUCGCCGCGUGGCGCUCCUCGUAGCGCUCCUCCUCCUCCUCUUCGCUCACCACUCAUUCCGCGACCUCCCGGCGCUCAACCACCGCCUCCUGGUCACCCUCGUCGCGCAGCAGAGACAGCUCACUCGACACCUCCUCGUCGCCCGGCAGAAGCCCCCUGGGAAGGGAGAUGCGGAUGCUGGGACCCCCGCGACUGAGCUAAGCAUCCUGAGCGGGGCCCCCGACGUAGAGGGCGAGAGGGGGAGCGGAGGAAUGCAGCUCAGCAUAAGACGGGAUUCCUCCCUCCAGCUGUGGAGCCCCGCACGUGGCCCCCGUCCCUUCAGGUCCCCGGGAGGUGUGCGGAGGGAGGUGCAAGUGGAAAGGAGGGGCCUCCAUGACUCCAUCUUCAUCGCAAACAUCUCCAGUUCGGUUCUGCGUUGCCGCCUACGUGAGCGAGGCCCGGGGUCCCCGCCGUCCCCCUGCAUGCCGCACCAUGACGCCCAGCGCAGGGUGCGGCGUGGGGUGUCACCAGAUGGAGCGUUCCCACGCCGGGUGCAGGAUAUGGAGCCUCCCGCGAGGGCAUCUUCAGGCGGGGCGUUCACAAGGAGUAGGUUGCAGGACCAGUCCUCAGGCAGGGUGCAGGACCAGUCCUCAGGCAGUGUGCAGGGCCGGUCCUCAGGCAGGGUGCAGGACCAGGCCUCAGGCAGGGUGCAAGAUAAGUCACCAGGGAGGGUGCAGGACCAGACCUCAGGGAGGGUGCAGGACCAGUCCUCAGGCAGGGUGCAGGAUAAGUCACCAGGGAGGGUGCAGGACCGGUCCUCAGGGAGGGUGCAGGAUAAGUCACCAGGCAGGGUGCAGGGCCGGUCUUCAGGCAGGGUGCAGGAUAAGUCACCAGGCAGGGUGCAGGGCCGGUCGUCAGGCAGGGUGCAGGAUAAGUCACCAGGCAGGGUGCAGGGCCGGUCUUCAGGCAGGGUGCAAGAUAAGUCCUCAGAGAGGGUGCAGGAUAAGUCACCAGGCAGGGUGCAAGAUAAGUCACCAGGCAGGGUGCAGGGCCGGUCUUCAGGCAGGGUGCAGGAUAAGUCACCAGGCAGGGUGCGGGGCCGGUCCCCAGGCAGGGUGCAGGGCAGGGCAAGCAAAGGUGAACAGUCCUGAUCGUGACCAACUUGUGUUGAGG
This is a messenger RNA of Lethenteron reissneri (Far Eastern brook lamprey), 1792 nucleotides long. RefSeq lists its product as uncharacterized. NCBI's taxonomy places the organism in Eukaryota, Metazoa, Chordata, Hyperoartia, Petromyzontiformes, Petromyzontidae. The record is from RefSeq and is a predicted model, not a curated record.